AUGAGGAAGGAGCAUGGCCUUGAUGGACAAGUGGGUGAUUCUGCCCAGGGAAGCGGCUUGCUCCGCGGCGUAGGCGAGCCGCGGGACGAAGCGGAAGCUUUUCGGCGACGGCAAAAAGAUGGGCCUCGGGGCCGCCAGCUGGUUGUACGAGGAUACGGGCCUCUGCGCCGUGGCAGCAUCCUUGGCGAUGGGCUUUCUCGGCCAGCACAUGCUUUCGCGCGGCGAGGGCGGCUGCGACACGAUGGGCAGGGCGAUGAUGACGGCCCGGACGUCUCGGCGAGCGAGGACACGUUGGUACUUGUUGUGCGAGUCGUCAGAGUAGAGAUGGGGCCGCGGCCCGCUGGUGAUUUGGGAGGCUGCUUCCUGGGCGGAUCGGGGAGAGCGCGAGUAGAGCGCUUUGAGCGUCAAGAGCUCGUUGCUCAGCACGGCAGGCUGGUCAUGCCCGUCAGCAGCGUACCCUUGGCACGGAGCAAACGCAAACGCGAACGCGGACGUUGA
This is a messenger RNA of Ustilaginoidea virens, 498 nucleotides long. RefSeq lists its product as uncharacterized. The transcript has a single exon. The record is from RefSeq and is a predicted model, not a curated record. Bases 1 to 498 code for a protein of 165 amino acids. NCBI's taxonomy places the organism in Eukaryota, Fungi, Ascomycota, Sordariomycetes, Hypocreales, Clavicipitaceae.